UUUUCAUUGCCUCGUCCCUUUUCUUUCUGCAAUUCACUCAUUAAGGAUCUCUUUCUCUCUCUUCUCACACUCUGUGUUGGCUACUUGGUUUCUUCUACACUACAUUUCUCUCUGUGCAGGAACAAUGUCUGAGAAAAUCACAGCGGAAAACCUUUUAAACACCCUUGUGGAAACAAUUGCCGAGAAGCAAAAAUCUGGAUCAUUUUUUGAAGAAGACAAGUCAAGCUCAGUGAGCUCCCAAUUCAAUAGACUCUUUGGACGCCAGAAACCUGUGCACCAUAUUUUAGGGGGUGGAAAAUCUGCUGAUGUGUUGUUAUGGAGGAACAAGAAGAUUUCUGCUAGCGUUUUAUCUGCAGCAACAGCUAUAUGGGUGCUAUUUGAAUGGCUUAAUUACAAUUUCCUAACUCUUCUAUUCUUUGUUCUGGCUCUCGGUAUGCUUGGACAGUUUCUUUGGACAAACGCUUCUGGCUUGUUUAGCAGGAAGCCGACUAAAGUUCCCCGUUUUGUUCUCCCAGAUGAUUUCUUCGUGAAUAUUGCAACUGCAAUUGGUGCGGAGGUUAACCGUGGAUUGAGGUUUCUCCAAGAUGUUUCAUGUGGAGGAAACCUAAAACAAUUUCUAAUUGCUGUAUUAAGCUUAUGGGCUGGUGCUGUGAUUGGGAGCUGGUGCAAUUUUUUGACUGUCAUGUAUAUUGGUUUUGUUGCUGCACAUACGCUCCCAGUUUUCUAUGAAAGAUAUGAGGAUCAAGUUGAUAACUUUGUGUACAAGGUCUUUGAUCAGAUGCAAAAUCACUAUCAGAAGCUGGAUUCUGGUUUGCUUAGCAAAAUCCCUAAGGGAAAGCUCAAAGGAAAGAAGUAUGAAUAGGUUUUUCCUUAUGUAAAUGGUUUGAUUUUGAAUAUCCUUUUCUCACUUAUGAGGAUCAACUAGGGAACAGUUCUAUGUGGAGGUCUUUAAAUUUGGUGUGCUUAAUAUUUGACCAGAGAUUAAGAUUUCAUUAAAGGUUAGGCCAUUUCUUCCCGCA
This is a messenger RNA of Vigna radiata var. radiata (mung bean), 1019 nucleotides long. Its product is annotated as reticulon-like protein B8. The record is from RefSeq and is a predicted model, not a curated record. The transcript is spliced from 6 exons. NCBI's taxonomy places the organism in Eukaryota, Viridiplantae, Streptophyta, Magnoliopsida, Fabales, Fabaceae. The coding region runs from base 125 to 862 and encodes 245 amino acids.